GGCUGAGGAGGCGGCGGCUGAGGAGAAGGCGGCCGCGGCGGCUGAGGAGAAAGCGGCCGCGGGGACGGAAGCCGGGUGGGGGGGAGGGGGGGAGACGGAGCAGCCUUGAGCCCUGCGGGGCCGUUGCGCGGGGGACCCACCCGCUCUCCCCCCCAACCCUCCUCAGCAGAAGCAGCCGGCGGCGGGGGCAGGAGUCAGCCGGCUUCCGACCGUACCCCGCCCGCCUCCCGGGGCUCCUGUUCUUUGGCCCCGGGACCCUAACCUUCUCCCAGGGCGGUUCCCUCUGUCUGGGCGUCCGAGCGCUGCCCACAUCUUUCAUUCCUCCCUGCACCUCCUUCCCUUCACUUUUGCCCCGGCUCUCUUUCUCCUCUCUGUCCUGCUGUCGCCUCCUCUCCUCACUCCAGCCUCCUUCCCUGGCUUAUUCUGCCCAGGAAAGUUUGGAACCCCCGCCCCCCCUCCCCAAUCAGGUCAACCUGACUAGGAGUAGGGGGAGAUGUAGGAAGGCCUGAGAGUUCGAGGGGGGGGGGGAAGCUGGAAGCUGGUUUCCCAGAAAAUUUCCCCCCAUCUUCUCCAUUUAGGGUGGUGGGAAUUUUUUUAAAUCCUGUUUUUGAGGAGGUGGUAGGUGUUUAGAAAAGGAUGUGGGAAUGGAAGGGGUAGAUGAGUCAACCCUCUUUCAAGAUUCCAAGGGUGGUGUGUUACCUGAUCCUUUUCGUGUGUGGAGUUCAGGGGGUCGGGAGGUUUGGCCUUUAUUCCCACAUUCAAAGUUGGAACCUCCCCCAAAUUAAGAAUGGAGUUUUAGUACCCACUUGUGGCAGGAAUCCUGGGGGGAAGGGGUCCUUUUUUCCUUUUUCUUUUCUUUUUUCCCUUUUUUUUCCUUUUGGCAACCCACACCCUUCCACACACGCUCACCCCAAAAUUAAACACCAAGAUCCUCUAACUUGUUUGGAUUGACUGAUGAAGACAUAAAGCCAGUUACGCUCUAUGUUUUUUGAGGCGGAGUGAGUGGUUUUUCUUCAUUUUUAAAUGGCCAAAUGACAGCUUGACCCAGUUUGCUUUCCAAUCAAAGGGCAUUUAUUUUGAAUGUCUCUUUGUGGCGCAAGAGCCAACGCAAAAAUGAUGGCGGCUUACAACGGCGGUACAUCUGCAGCAGCAGCAGGUCACCACCACCACCAUCACCACCACCUUCCACACCUCCCUCCUCCUCACCUGCACCACCACCACCACCCUCAACACCAUCUUCAUCCGGGGUCGGCUGCCGCUGUACACCCUGUACAGCAGCACACCUCUUCGGCAGCUGCGGCGGCUGCAGCUGCAGCCAUGUUAAACCCUGGGCAACAACAGCCAUAUUUCCCAUCACCGGCACCGGGGCAGGCUCCUGGACCAGCUGCAGCAGCCCCAGCUCAGGUACAGGCUGCCGCAGCUGCUACAGUUAAGAAGCACCAUCAUCAGCACUCGCAUCAUCCACAGCAGCAGCUGGAUAUUGAGCCGGAUAGACCUAUUGGAUAUGGAGCCUUUGGUGUUGUCUGGUCAGUAACAGAUCCAAGAGAUGGAAAGAGAGUAGCGCUCAAAAAGAUGCCCAACGUCUUCCAGAAUCUGGUCUCUUGCAAAAGGGUCUUCCGGGAAUUGAAGAUGUUGUGUUUUUUUAAGCAUGAUAAUGUACUCUCUGCCCUUGACAUACUCCAACCUCCACACAUUGACUAUUUUGAAGACAUAUAUGUUGUCACAGAAUUGAUGCAGAGUGACCUACAUAAAAUUGUCUCUCCUCAACCACUCAGCUCAGAUCAUGUCAAAGUUUUUCUUUAUCAGAUUUUGCGAGGUUUGAAAUAUCUCCAUUCAGCUGGCAUUUUACAUCGAGACAUUAAGCCAGGGAAUCUCCUUGUGAACAGCAACUGUGUUCUAAAGAUUUGUGAUUUUGGAUUGGCCAGAGUGGAAGAAUUAGAUGAAUCCCGUCAUAUGACUCAGGAAGUUGUUACUCAGUAUUAUCGGGCUCCAGAAAUCCUGAUGGGCAGCCGUCAUUACAGCAAUGCUAUUGACAUCUGGUCUGUGGGAUGUAUCUUUGCAGAACUACUAGGACUAAGAAUAUUGUUUCAGGCACAGAGUCCCAUUCAGCAGUUGGAUUUGAUCACGGAUCUGUUGGGCACACCAUCACUGGAAGCAAUGAGGACAGCUUGUGAAGGCGCUAAGGCACAUAUACUCAGGGGUCCUCAUAAACAGCCAUCUCUUCCUGUACUCUAUACCCUGUCUAGCCAGGCUACACAUGAAGCUGUUCAUCUCCUUUGCAGGAUGUUGGUCUUUGAUCCAUCCAAAAGAAUAUCCGCUAAGGAUGCCUUAGCCCACCCCUACCUAGAUGAAGGGCGACUACGAUAUCACACAUGUAUGUGUAAAUGUUCCUUUUCCACCUCUACUGGAAGAGUUUAUACCAGUGACUUUGAGCCUGUCACCAAUCCCAAAUUUGAUGACAUUUUCGAGAAGAACCUCAGUUCUGUCCGACAGGUUAAAGAAAUUAUUCAUCAGUUCAUUUUGGAACAGCAGAAAGGAAACAGAGUGCCUCUCUGCAUCAACCCUCAGUCUGCUGCUUUUAAGAGCUUUAUUAGUUCCACUGUUGCUCAGCCAUCUGAGAUGCCCCCAUCUCCUCUGGUGUGGGAGUGAUGGUGGAAGAUAAUGUACUACUGAAGAUGUAAUGUAGCUUUCCACUGGAGUCUGGGAUUUGCAAUUCUGGAGGUUAAUCAUGCUUGUACUGUAAUUUUACUAAUGAAGUUUUAAAUUAACAACCA
This is a messenger RNA of Pan troglodytes (chimpanzee), 2774 nucleotides long. Its product is annotated as serine/threonine-protein kinase NLK-like. The transcript has a single exon. Gene Ontology annotation, molecular function: MAP kinase activity; ATP binding. Gene Ontology annotation, biological process: protein phosphorylation. NCBI's taxonomy places the organism in Eukaryota, Metazoa, Chordata, Mammalia, Primates, Hominidae. The coding region runs from base 1081 to 2649 and encodes 522 amino acids. The record is from RefSeq and is a predicted model, not a curated record.